AUGGUGGGGGAUACUUUUAAGGAUUUAGGGGCUAAGGUUGCCCUGGGAGAACAACAGAUUGACACAUCCUUAAUUAAGGAGUUUCAGACAGUCGUGGAGGAUGAAUGGAAGGAGAUGUCUUGCAGUAUACUGUGGGAUCACCAACAAUUCCUCCAUAUCAAGCUUCAAGUGGGGAGUCAGUCUGGUCUGGCUACUUUUGUAUAUGCUGGUUGUUCUCCUAGUCCUAGAAAGGAUCUGUGGGAGAGUCUUUUAGCUAUUAGUAGCUCUUGUAACUCUUUUUGGAUGGUUGGAGGAGACUUUAAUUGUACUUCAGUACCUUCAAAAAAGUUGGGUGGUGCCCCACCUGACCUCAACAAGAUGAAUUAUUUCAAUGAUCAAAGCAACUUGGCUUGCCUGUAUGACCUUGGUUUUUCUGGUCCACAAUUUACAUGGAGAAGGGGUCAAACUUGGGAAAGGCUAGAUAGAAUUUUUGUGAAUUCCAUGUGGUUUAGUGAGUUCAUUCACACUUCUGUGCAACAUCUCAGCAUGACAGGAUUAGAUCAUAGACCACUACUUAUGAAUAUUUCCGCAUCAAAGGUUAAGCACAAGCCAAUGGGUGAUAUCAACUUAAAUGUUGUGGAGGCUGAAAAGACUGUUGCUAAGUUGGAGGCUGAAUUAGAGAGUAACCCUAAAGUGGAGAAGGAUUUAUUGAUUGCUAAUGAAAAUUUGAUGAAUGCCAUCUGUAUGCAGGAGGAUUUCUUUGCCCAAAAGGCUGCUAAGACCAGAUUUUGUGAAGGGGAUAGAAAUUCAAACUACUUUCAUGCAUGUAUCAAGUUUAGAAGAAAGUGCAACACAAUACAUAAGAUAAAGGAGAAUGAUGGCAAGUGGCUCCAUUCUGAAGAAUUGAUUGCUGCUAGUGCUGUUAACUACUACCAAACACUCUUUAAACAACCAUCUGAUUUUAGGCCCCCCAUCCAGUAG
Molecule: messenger RNA, 960 nt
Organism: Phalaenopsis equestris
Lineage: Eukaryota; Viridiplantae; Streptophyta; Magnoliopsida; Asparagales; Orchidaceae
Exons: 3
Coding region: 1-960 (319 amino acids)
Source: RefSeq, a predicted model, not a curated record